GCGUAUUUAGCGGUUGAGUUAUACGAGGAAGCGGUUUAAUUUUAAACGUAAACGGUCACUUUAUUUUCACUUUUACCUUUACUUUAGUAUCGUUAGAAAUAGUAGUAAGGAAUAAUUACAGUUUGAAACAUGUUUGCUGCGUCGAAAUUCACCCCGACGCCGCGUAAAUUGAGACGAGAGAAAACUUCGGCGUCCUCCUGCAGUUCUGAUGUGGACAAAGACCCGGUACAUGUAUAUUGCCGUUUGAGACCACUCAAAGAAACCGUUGAUGCCAAGUCCUGUAUGGUGCUGUCUACCCCGCAGGAAAUAUGCAUAUCCAGCGAAUCGAAGGGCAUCCGACGAGAGAUGUCCUACAAAUUUAGGCAUAUAUUUACGUCCUAUGCAACGCAAAAGGAAAUCUUUGAUCACAUCGGCUUCCCCUUGCUGGAAGACUUGCUAAAAGGUAAAAAUGGCUUGCUGUUCGCCUACGGAGUCACAGGCUCCGGGAAAACUUACACCCUAACUGGCGACCGCAACAAUCCAGGCAUCAUGCCUAGGUGCAUUGAUACCUUGUUUAAUUCCAUCAAGGAUUUACAAACGCCGAAAUUUAUUAUUAAAUCCGAUAGAAUGAACGGUUUCGAGAUACAAUCAGAAACCGAUGCGGUGCAGGAUCGGCUAAACGAGAACCGGCUCCUUAGGGCUACAAGGAAUUGCAGGAAACUAAACGGGGACUCCUCGUAUUUCGUUAACGAAGGUACGAUGAUUCCUUUGGUCAAUCAAAGCAAUGCUUAUGCCGUGUUCGUUUCGUACAUCGAAAUAUACAACAACAGCGUCUUCGACCUCUUGGACGAAUCGAGUAACGGAAAAACCCUGCAGAACAAAAUCUUGCGGGAGGAUCCGAACAGAAAUAUGUACGUAAACGGUGUGGUCGAAGUGGAAGUCAAAACCGCACAGGAGGCUUUCGAGUUAUUCCUCACGGGACAGAAGCGUAAGCGGAUGGCUUACACGAAUUUGAAUUCGGAAUCGAGCAGGAGUCACUCGGUGUUUAAUAUCAGAGUGGCCCAAUUGGAAAGGCUACCCGUCGAUUCCGAUGGAAGGCCUAUUAUUCCUGAGACGAACCUUUUGACUGUUUCACAGUUGAGUAUCGUGGAUUUGGCCGGUUCAGAAAGAAGCAGUAGGACUAAUAAUACAGGAACAAGAUUAAAAGAAGCAAGCGCCAUCAAUAAUUCCCUAAUGAACCUUCGCACCUGUUUGGAAGUGCUCAGAGAGAACCAGCAAACGAACGCCAAUAAAAUCGUACCGUACAGGGACAGCAGGCUCACGUAUCUCUUCAAAAACUACUUCGAAGGCGACGGCAACGUCCAAAUGAUCGUGUGCGUGCACCCUGCCAUCACCGAUUUGGAGGAGAAUCUUCACGUUAUGAAAUUCGCCGAGAUGACCCAAGACGUAAAAGUCCAGAAAUCCGAGCCCAAAGCCACGCCGAUUAUAACUAAAAAGACCAUAUCGAAGCGAGUGGCUACUCCAGCUAAGGUGAUGAACCACAAAACGAAUUUACUAACGAACAUUCCCGUUUUCAAAUUCGACGUCAACGAAAUCGAUUUGUGCGGAUCGAUUAUUAACGAUAUAAUAGACGUUCUGAAGCAAAAGAAGACCAAAUCCAACGAAAUACACAGAGUGAACAAGACGUUCCGCAAGCGAUUAGUUGACAUCGAUAAAGAGUGCUUGUUUAACAAAGCGCAAAUAGACAAUCUGAACGGGUUGCUACAAAGGCAACAAUCGAAAACGAGCAAUUUAGAGACGAAAAUCAAUUUAAUCGAAACGAAGAAUGGAGUGUUGGGCGAAAAGAACAAGGAACUGAACGAAAUGGUGAGAACCUUGCAAAAUACAAUCGACGAGAAGGAUCUGAAGCUGAAUCAGAAUUUGAUCGAAAAGGAACGAACCAGGCAGAAGUUAGCUCUGGCCAGCGAGAUAAUGUCGCAGGAGCUCGAUGCUAAAUUGAAAAAGCAACGGGACCAUUUGAACGCCGCCAUGGUGGCCAAGGAUAUGCAAUUGAAGAAAGUCCGGGAAGCCUUGGAAGCAGAGGUGACUGUCGAUGUUAAUACCGAAGUUACUAUUCAACCUCCCCAAACGCCUAAAUCGCCUAAAACACAAUCGACUGUCGACUAUUCUAAAAGAUACACGCCUAGAAGGAGAUCCAAAUCAUGCGAAGAGAAAUGGCUAGAACACAAUUCCAUCAAGCCCGUACCUCUAGGCACUGUUUUGCAGCCUUCGAUGAAGAAACGCAAGUCCGUAACUAAGCUAACGAAGGCCUCUGACGUGACCAAUCCCAAGCAAUCGAAGUACUGCCUGUUGGCCCAAGAGCAGGAUACGGAUGGGGAAAUCGAAACCAAAGUUUACAAAGGGGACAUCGUGCCCACGACAGGUGGCGGGGCCCAAGUGAUUUUCAACGAUGUGGAGAGAUUGAGGCAACAGUCGCCUACUGCGAGCGAUUAGCAUGGUUUUUUUAUCUGAUUUUUUGAGUUUAUAUUUUGUACGUACUCGAAUUGCGUACGGUUAGACAGGAAUAGCGUGUUGUAUUCGAUGUUACUGUCGACCGGUUUUGUAUUUAAUGUGUAUAAUAAGCAUUUUUAUAUGUUGGUUAAGGUUUUUAUAUAAUUUUAAAAUAAAUGGGUGAAAUCG
This is a messenger RNA of Phyllotreta striolata, 2658 nucleotides long. NCBI's taxonomy places the organism in Eukaryota, Metazoa, Arthropoda, Insecta, Coleoptera, Chrysomelidae. The record is from the annotation of a GenBank genome assembly.